Molecule: messenger RNA, 4205 nt
Organism: Xiphias gladius (swordfish)
Lineage: Eukaryota; Metazoa; Chordata; Actinopteri; Istiophoriformes; Xiphiidae
Product: clathrin interactor 1-like
Exons: 12
Coding region: 293-2287 (664 amino acids)
Biological process (GO): endocytosis
Cellular component (GO): endosome; plasma membrane; clathrin vesicle coat
Molecular function (GO): clathrin binding; phospholipid binding
Source: RefSeq, a predicted model, not a curated record
UGCUCCGACUUUCGCCCGUAAAAAAAAAAAAAAAAAAGAAAAAAAUAACCCCGAUUCAGUCCCACGAGCGAGAGCACGUAUCGACGUUUAAGUGACGUCAGGGACCUACGUUUCCGUAGCAACUGGGGCCGGUCCGUUAGCCGCAGCGGCCGCUGAAGUACCGGAGCUCAUCGAGGAGCCAGGGGGGGGGAAGAUUGUCGUCGGUAACCGGAUAGAAUCUCUUGUCCUGUGCGGCGUAGAGAUACGGGGGCGAGGCAGUAUCGAGGCGGCGAGCCCGCAGUCCAGCGCGGAGAUGCUGAAUAUGUGGAAAGUCAGAGAGCUGGUGGACAAAGCCACCAACGUGGUGAUGAACUACUCAGAGAUUGAGUCCAAGGUGAGAGAGGCCACCAAUGACGACCCCUGGGGACCCUCUGGACAACUGAUGGGAGAAAUAGCCAAAUCUACCUUUAUGUAUGAACAGUUCCCAGAGGUGAUGAACAUGCUGUGGACCAGGAUGCUGAAGGACAACAAGAAGAACUGGAGACGAGUCUACAAGGCUUUACUGCUGCUGGCCUAUCUGAUCAGGAAUGGGUCUGAAAGAGUCGUCACCAGCUCCAGAGAACACAUUUAUGACCUGCGAUCCCUAGAAAACUACCACUUCAUUGAUGAGAAUGGUAAGGAUCAGGGCAUCAAUGUGCGUCAGAAGGUGAAGGAGAUGGUGGAGUUCAUCCAGGACGAUGACAGAUUGAGAGAGGAGAGGAAGAAAGCCAAGAAGAACAAAGAUAAAUACAUUGGAGUCUCCUCCGACAGUAUGGGCGGAGGAGGAGGCAGCUUCAAGAACUCUAAUGAGUUGGAUCGGAGUAAGUGGGAUGAGGACUGGGAUAAGAGCAGAGGGGCUUUCCCCUUUAGUGAGAAGCUCGGAGAGAUCAGUGACAAGAUAGGCAGCACCAUCGACGACACACUCAACAAGUUCAGGAAGAAGGAACGAGACGACUCACCUGACAGAAUCAGUGAUAACGAGGAGGACCGAGCAUCGAGAAACGGUAGGCAGGAAACCCUGGAGUUCAAAGAUGAGGAGGAAACUGUCACAACGAAGAGCAUCCAGAUAACACAAGCAACAGAAACCACAACCACCACCACACGGAAACGCAGCGGAGCAACAAGCAGCAAGACUCUGGACCUGGGUGCUGCAGCUCACUAUACUGGAGACAAGAGCCCAGAGGAGAAGUCAUCAGUCAGGCAGUCAUCCAGUAGCGGUCUAGCUGACCUUUUGGUGAUCGACCCUUCAUCCAAUCAGAGCACUGCAACAGGUGGCAGUUCAGACCUCAUUGCUGGUUUUGCUGACUUCUCCUCUCCUGCAGCCUCUGCCAGCCUCCCAACCUCCACCGCUGCUGCGUCAUCCAAUGGAAAUGGAGAAUUUGGAGACUGGAAUGCCUUCUCGGCCAACCCACCAGCUUCGUCUAGCUCUGCUCCAUCCCAGCCCAUCACCGACCUGUUUGGUGGUGUCCAGUCACCCACAGCCCCAGUCUCUAAUCCUGCCCCCGUCCCACCUUCCGCUGAGCUGUUUGACCUGAUGCUGAUGGGUGGAGUUAACCAUCAGAUAACCAAUCCACAUACAACACUGAGUGCGUCUCAGAGCAUGACUUUCUCUCUGGGAGGGGCAACGCCAGGAGCGUCUGUUGCUAUGCCCACCAUGCCCCUUUCUCGCUCUCAACAGAGCUUGGGAGGUAUGACAUCUCAGCAGCCCAUAGGACAACAGCAGAAUGUUGGGGUGGGAGGUCAGGGAUCGUUAGGGUCGACGUGGUCUGACCCCUCUGUCAACAUCAGCCUGGACUUCCUAUCAGCAGGCCUCAACCCCACUAAGACACCGCCCACACUCAACAAUAUCAUCCAGCAACAAGGAGUGCCUCCCGUCAACCUGUUGGCCCAGAACUUCGGAGGACUGAACCUCAGCUCCCCGCCUCAUGUGACACCCAUCAGACCGCCAGCCAAUCCCCUGAUGGCAGGCAGUGCCAUGACGAUGGGCAUGCCUGCAUCAAUGGCGACUGGCAUGCCCGCUACCUUGGCAGCGGGAAUGCCACCUUCAAUGACCACGGGUACCUUGGGGAUGGGGGGAAUUCCUGUAAACCAAGGCAUGAUGGGAAUGAACAUGAGCAUGAAUAUGGGCAUGACCAGUCCAGUGAUGAUGGGUGGUGUGGCUGGCAUGGGAGUGCCAGGAGUCGGGAUGGGCCUAGCACACUCCAUCAACCCAGGCGUGGUUCCACCCAAACAAGAUGCCUUUGCUAACUUUGGCAAUUUUGGGAAAUGAAGGAGUGUGUGAGUGUGUGAGUGUGUGAGUGUGAGUGUGUGUGUGUGUGUGUGUGUGUGUGUGUGUGUGUGUGUGUGUGUGUGUGUGUGUGUGUGUGUGUGUGUGUGUGUGUGUGUGUGUGUGUGUGAGAGUUAGUGCGUGCGAGAGAGAGAGAAUAUGAGAGUGUGAACCACAGAAGGACUGCUGUACUUGAAGACAACCUUGCAUGUUUCUAUCUCUGCUUCUGCUCUGUUCGGUGAGGCGGCACCAGUGAUCGCUCACCAUCCCAGCCUGAAGACAUGGUCUUAGAAGCAGGGGAGAGAGCCCACUGGUGCCCCUCACCCACUGGUAAUUUGAUGUGUGAAUUUAUGGCACACAGAGGACACCCGAAGAGCAGGGAAGUUGCCCACCUGCAGCUUCUUGUCAUUACUUCGCUGUGGGGAAAGGAUUCCCGUCUUUGCCCGUUUUAUAUAUGAACUGCAGUGUAUCUCCCUUCAUUACAAAACAUCACUGCUAAACUUUUUUUCUCUGUAACUGCACAGAGAUUUCAAUCAGUAGGGUUGACUCAGAUGAAAAUGGCAUUGCUGCCUUAAUUUUGCAUCGUAUCAUGUUUUAUAUCAUUUCAACCAAAUUCGAUGUCAAAUUUUAAAUCAUUGCAUUAUUGCCAGGCAGCAACUCUGUUACUUUCUCUCACUCCUUGUGAAAACAGUAUGACAGUUACAGUAUCUGGAGUAUACAGAAUCCAUACUCUGGUCCUCCAGCAGAGGCCAGGAUAGGUGUAUGCAGUGAGAUAAUGAAUUGCAUAUUACAACCUUUUUCUCUCUGUUUCCCUUCCCCUCUUUUUAUCAGGCUUACAGCAGUUCACAAUAGAUGGAUGUACAGCAGGACACCUGAAGUUUUGUUGAUGUUUAAAAGACACCAUGAGUUAAGCCUUGAACUACUCAGAAAAAAAAGUCCCCAAAAUACUGUUGGGCUCUUUAAAAUAUAGUAACAAGUUACUGUUAAAAGUGAUACCUGUCCUCUACUUUCUACUUUGGAUGCCUCCGUCAUAUUAACGCCUGAUGAAAGGGUCAGUCAGUAUUUUUUUUAAUUAACUGAUAUUUUCUCUUUAUGCCAGCCCUGCCAUCGGGUCCCUUCAGACCUGCUGUUGUAGUACACAUGACUUUAUUUAGGCAUUGCUUCCUGACCCACACAGAUUUAUUCUAUCUGUUCUGCUUUUGCAUACAGUCACUGUCUGUGGAUAGAGAUGCAGAAUAAUGUAUUUUAAAGAGUAUUUUCCAUCCUGCUGUGGGAAAAGAGGAUCAACAUCUACAAGACUGAACAUCACAAUGGUCUAAGAAUCUUUCCUGUUUAAGGCAGUGGCACACAGCAGAAUUUUUGGGACACCUCCGCAAUGUACCUUUAAUUACAAAGUAUUUUCUUGCCACUAAACAUUUUUCAACUUGCAGCUAACUUUUCGGUCUCUUGCAUAGCUUGUGCAUCUCACAAACAAUGUACUAGAAAAAUAAACACCCCUACAUUUGACAUGGAUUAGAUAAACUGGAGAAAUUGGAUAUUUGUUUUCAUUAGCCGAGUUUGAAUAAAUGAUUUCUAUGGCUAGCUGAGACCAAUCCAAAGGGUUUUGGGAUCUCGAGUUAAGUGUAUGUGUGAGAAAUGAGUGAAUGAGUGUGUACGACGUUGUGUAUGGGUUCAGUUUUCUCUGUUUGAUGUGCAAACACAGCUAAGCAGAGCCUCUUGUCAUUUUCUGAGGCACUACACUCCAAAUGACCAAAUCUUUAUUUUGUUACUCUCAGAAGGAUGAUUCCAUAGCUAUUAGUUUAAUAUUUUAUUAGUUUACUUGUAAGGUUUUGUUGAUAUGGGAGAGCUACUAAUAACAUUUAGUUGAUGGGAAUCAUUUUUUUUUUUUUCAGUAGAGCUUGUUUCAUUUGAUUGUACAAUA